AUGUCAAAAAAAUAUUAUGAAAAAUUAUUAUGCGAUAUUCAAAAUCAAUCCAAACCCGUGGAGUCAAAAUUCGGGUCGUACAUUCUUCAAAAAUUUGGAUGGGAAAAAGGCAAAGGGUUAGGGAAAAACGAGAAUGGGGAUGUUAAUAUUAUGAAAAUCAAAAAAUAUGGAGAACAUGGGCUGGGAUAUAAAGAACAAAAUGAAGAACACGACAAAAUGUGGUGGGAAAAUAUGUACAAUAAUUGUGCAAAAAAAAUAAGUACUAAUGAUAAUGACAAAGAUGAAGAAUUAAAAAAUAAUAAAGAUGAAAAUCUUAAGUAUUCUAUUUUUGUGAAAAAAAAUAAUUGUAUAAUAAGUGCAUUUUGUGAAAAUUAUCCCCAAAACUCUCCAAAUGAAAAGGAAGACAAUCAUAAUAGUCACACAAAUAGUGAUAAUAAAAAUAGUAAUAAAAAUUGUAACGAUUUUAAAUCAAAGCACAAAGAAAUAAAUAAAGAGAAACAUAAAAUGAAUAACCACUUAGGUAAUAAUAACUUUUAUAAUAAAAAAAAAGUGGCCAAUAAUAAUAACAACUUCAUGAUGAAUAAAUCAAAGAACAAAAAAAAAUGGAAAAAAAUGUAA
Messenger RNA from Plasmodium yoelii, 618 nucleotides. Its product is annotated as conserved Plasmodium protein, unknown function. Gene Ontology annotation, molecular function: nucleic acid binding. Gene Ontology annotation, cellular component: nucleolus. Gene Ontology annotation, biological process: regulation of ribosome biogenesis. The transcript is spliced from 4 exons. The record is from RefSeq and is a predicted model, not a curated record. The coding region runs from base 1 to 618 and encodes 205 amino acids. NCBI's taxonomy places the organism in Eukaryota, Apicomplexa, Aconoidasida, Haemosporida, Plasmodiidae.